CUCACUCGCUGCGAUUUGCCGACAUCAUUGGGAUAUUUCCUCCUCCUCUCUCCAUAUCCGAACAUAUUCCUGUUUUUCUGCCCUGCUUUUCCUUCAUAUCUCCUGGAAUGUGGCACUCUUUGGCUUUCACUCUCUGUGGGAUCUCCGCUUUGAUUCAGGUGUCAGUGCAAGGUCCAUACCAGCGGACCCUGUUGAAAAACCUCCUGAAGGAUUAUAACCCCAUGGAGAGGCCUAUUGCCAACGACUCUCAACCUCUCACUGUCUUUCUGUCUAUGAGCUUGAUACAGAUCAUGGAUGUGGAUGAGAAAAAUCAAGUCCUGACCUCCAAUAUCUGGCUUAACAUGCACUGGUAUGAUCAUUACCUUCAGUGGAACCAAUCUGAAUACCCAGGUGUCAAAAACCUUCGCUUUACCACAGACCAAGUCUGGACGCCGGACAUCCUACUGUAUAAUAGUGCAGAUGACAAGUUUGACUCCACCUUCAAGUCGAAUAUUGUAGUGAACUCCAGCGGCUACUGCAACUGGUUGCCUCCAGGUAUCUUCAUGAGCACCUGCAACGUGGAUGUACGCUGGUUUCCGUUUGACAUCCAGAAGUGUGAGCUUAAAUUUGGCUCGUGGACGUUUGACGGAUGGCUGCUGGACCUCCAGAUGAAUGAGGCUGAUAUCUCUGGCUACAUGCCCAACGGAGAAUGGGACCUUGUGGGUGUGCCUGGCUCAAGAAGUGAGCUGUACUAUGACUGCUGUAAGGAACCCUAUCCAGAUGUGACAUUUGUGGUGACCAUGCGUAGACGGACGCUCUACUACGCCUUGAACCUUCUCGUUCCCUGUGUCCUCCUUUCAUCCAUGACCUUGCUUAUCUUCCUACUGCCUGCCGACUCCGGAGAGAAGAUCUCACUAGGUAUUACUGUGCUACUCUCAUUAACAGUCUUCAUGUUGUUGGUGGCAGAGAUCAUGCCAGCAACCUCAGACUCCAUCCCGCUAAUAGGGCAGUAUUUUGCCAGUAUAAUGAUCAUCGUUGGAAUGUCAGUUAUUGCGACUGUGGUCGUGCUCCAAUAUCACCAUCAUGACCCCAAUGGAGGAAACAUGCCAAAAUGGGUUCAGGUAGUUUUGCUCCAGUGGGUGGCCUGGUUUUUACGCAUGAAGCGUCCAGGCGAGGGCGAAGACCCUGAGCGGCCUCCUUGUGCCCCCCACUUACGACGUUGCUCUUCAGGUUCCCAGAGCGGCAGCCUGCCAAACGCACCCGGUUCCGCCUCUGCAGAUCUCCAUCACCACCACACGUCCUCAACGCUCCACCCGCUCCAUCCCCAGAGCCUCCUUCAAGCCGCUGCUGCCGCCGGGCACACCCACCAUCUCCACAACCAGACCAACAGCGCCAACAACAACGGCAACCUGCUCUACAUCGGAUUCUCCAGUCUGGACGAAGCUUCGCCGCCAUCCUUGCUCGUCGAGUCCGUGCAGAGAAACAGCAUGUCAGGCGUCCCGCGAUCUGCGGUGGUGUCGCCCCCAGCGGUAGGCUCCAGUCCGCCACCUCACCUGCCCUCGCAGUUCUGCAGCCCUCCACCGCCUCCCACGCCCAAUCUGGAGGCCACGGGAUGUCCGAGCACGGUGUCCGGCGGUGGCGGAGGCUGUUCUUGCUCGGGGACCAGUGGCGGAGGAGACCCACAGCUUCAGGCUAUUUUAGAAGAGGUGCGCUUUGUUGCAGAUAGGUUUCGCGGACAGGACGAGAACGACAGCGUGGCCGAACAGUGGAAGUUUGCUGCGGCUGUAAUUGACCGACUUUGUCUGGUGGCGUUCAGCGUUUUCAACAUCAUCUGCACCAUCUCCAUUCUUAUGUCGGCACCUAACUUUGUGGAGGCAGUUUCUAAGGACUUCAUCUGAUUGCUGUGUCGAAAGAGAGAACGUGCAAUCGGGAAACUUGGGUUUGACCGUAAUUGGGAAGUAUUCUUCUCCUCAAAACAGUGACUGAGCUUUUUUUUCCUUCCAAGACUGUGAUUGGAAUAAUGCAAGAUCCCAAGGUCUGAAUUGAGAAUGCUUCUGAUUGGCUAAUGUCCUGGAGAUUUAAGGCCCACUCAGACAUCUCAGACUGAACUUAGUUGUUGGAACGCUAACGAUCUUCACCGAAAAGGUGUUUUGUAAAUGACAAAGGGGUUGGUUCGCUAUAUGGUAAAAAGUGUUCGACUAUGGAAUGAAUGAAAAACGAAACAUAAAAAAGUCAAAAUACUGCUUAAUGACCUUUCAACUGUGUCAGACGCCUCAUAACCGGACAUGAACCUCUGAGGAAUGGCCAGUCGUGUGACUCAAACUUGUGUGACAUUGUACAUCUAACAUCUAUCACAGUACAAAACUUCAAAAUAUAUUUUGGUAACGCUCAUCCAUGAGUAGGCGAGGAGAGAGGGAGGAAAAGAGCAGACAAGACAGAGAGAAAUAUUGAUACUAGUGGCAGACGUGCAGUGAAUGAGUGUAUGAACCCAGAUCAAAAAUUCUCUUGUUUCAAGGACAGAUGAGAGAUUUGGGGAACUGCUGGAGGAUUUGAGUGGUUCAGUUAAUGGAGAGAUACAGAAGAAGUGAGAGAUGGAAUACCCUCCUGACGUGGACAGAGAUGUAGACCGAUGGAGAGAUUAGGGCCUCACAAGAAGAUGAGGCAUGAGCAGAACAAGGGUAAUGAAAGACAAAAUGAGACCGAGUGUAUUAGAGAAAGAGACACAGUCAGCGCAAAACGAAAGAAGGAUGGGCUGAAGAAGUGGAUCUGACAAGUGGAUAAGAAAAUGAAAGAGUGAUAGGGGAAUUAGAGAGGGAUGGACAGAAACAGACAGAGAAGGCGGUCGGUGGUAAGUGAGACUCAGCAACAUUUACUGGCAAGAGAAAGUAAGGUUUCACUGUUGGAGAGAAAUAGCACAUCAAGCCCCAAAAAGCCAAACAGUGAGUGCAUCCGUCACAAAACAGAUAAGAGAAAAACACAAUGCAGAAAGGAAGUGGGGGAGAGAGUGUGGGAAGAAAGAGUGAUAAUCCUCUGAGACAUACCGGAGAAAUGGCACAAAGACAGUGGAGACAUGGGUAGAAUCUUAUACCUCCCUUCCUCUUUCCCAUCGUCUCUGUGAAAUGAGUUGACAGACGGUGUGAGGUGUUCUCAAACAGCAGAGAUGAUCUUCUGAAUAUCUAAGUGGGUGUAGAGCCACAACCAUAGUAACUGUGCCCUGAUUCUCCACUGUCCCUUAAAGAUACAGUAAGCGAUUUUUGAAAAACGCUGUUGAAAAGUGGAUCGGCCUGAGCACCAAAACACACUUUUAGCCAAUUAGCAAUUAGCAUACACACAUAGGAUGUGGGUGGACAGAGAGCACAGUAUAUAAGACAACGACUAUAGAAAAAACAUUAUAGAGGAAAAGGCCACGGCAAUAUAACUU
This is a messenger RNA of Pimephales promelas (fathead minnow), 3400 nucleotides long. It is a transcript of the gene chrna11, whose product is annotated as cholinergic receptor, nicotinic, alpha 11. Gene Ontology annotation, molecular function: transmembrane signaling receptor activity; acetylcholine-gated monoatomic cation-selective channel activity. Gene Ontology annotation, cellular component: postsynaptic membrane. NCBI's taxonomy places the organism in Eukaryota, Metazoa, Chordata, Actinopteri, Cypriniformes, Leuciscidae. Gene Ontology annotation, biological process: monoatomic ion transmembrane transport. The record is from RefSeq and is a predicted model, not a curated record.